GUGUGGUCGCACGUGGGUCGCACGAGCUCACGGUGUGUCCGUCGCGGUCUCCGUCGGCGGUUGUAACUCGCGAAAUAAAAUCGAUCUGUAUACCCGGCGCGCGAAUUCACCGAGAAAACCGGAAGGGAAGAUGUGAUAAACGCCGAGGCGUUACAUAUACGCGUCUUCUGAAUGUUUUGUUCCCCCCCCGCCCGCUUACGACGCAGGCGUUGAUUAUAAUUUAGCGUUGAAGAAGGUGAAAGUGUCCGCGUGAGUAAAAAUCCACCGCCGAAAUCAUGGCAAACCCGUCUCUCGACAAGGACAUGUUUUUCCGGCGCAUAAAGCGCCUGUACGCCGCGUGGAAGGACGGCGAGGUCGGCACCGACGACAGUUUCAGUAAAAUGGAUUGUCUCCUUUCCGCCGUCGGCACUGACUUUGACGAGGACGAGGAUAGGGUUUACAGCAAGUCCACAGCGUUACAGACAUGGCUGUUUGGUUACGAACUUCUGGAUACUAUAAUGUUAGUGGCAGAGGAUUCCAUCAACUUCUUGGCCAGUAAGAAUAAAAUUGAAUUUCUGAAAAAGGUGGAAAAUCAGAAUUUUGAAGAUACAGGAGUACCAUCUGUAAAAUUAUUUGUGAGAGAUCGGACUGAUGAGGACAAGGCAAAUUUUGGAAAACUCAUCAAAGUGAUGAAGCAAAGUAAAAAAGGCAAAACUUUGGGAGUGUUUUCGAAAGAAAAUUACCCAGGUGCUUUCAUGGAUGCAUGGAGAGCUGCUUUAAAGAACGAAUCUUUUGAUACGGUUGACGUAAGUGCUGCAGCUGCUUAUGUCAUGUGUCCAAAAGAAGACAGUGAGAUAAUUACCAUAAAGAAAGCUUGUCUGAUAUCUGUGGACGUUUUCACCAAGUAUCUUAAAGAUCAGAUAAUGGAGAUCAUAGACUCGGAUAAGAAAGUUAUACACUCAAAACUGGCAGAAAGUGUAGAUGGAGCUAUCAUAAAUGAUAUUAUGCGGGUAGAAAUAUGUUACCCUACAAUUAUACAAAGCGGUGGAAAUUAUUCGCUUAAAUUUAGCGCUGUUAGUGACAAAAAUACUACUCUUCACUUUGGUGUUAUUGUUUGUUCAUUGGGAGCACGUUACAAAUGCUACUGUUCUAACAUUGUGAGAACUCUGUUGGUUAACCCCACAAAAGCAAUUGAGGAAAAUUAUAAUUUUUUGUUACAAUUGGAAGAAGAAAUCUUGAAAAAGUUAGUUGCGGGAACAAAAAUAAGUACGGUAUACGAAGCUGGUAUUAAAUUUGUCGAAGAUAAGAAACCAGAAAUGCUGAAUCAUUUGACGAAGAAUUUCGGAUUUGCUAUGGGCAUUGAAUUUAAGGAAAGUUCUUUGCUAUUGGACCCGAAAAUUCAUGCGGUAGCUAAGAAGGGCAUGGUAUUUAAUGUUAAUGUUGGUCUUGAAAAUCUUGCUAAUCUAGACGCAACGGAUAAGGAAGGAAAAUCAUACGCCCUUUUCAUAGGCGAUACAGUUAUAGUGAACGAGGGACAACCCGCUACUAAUUUAACGCCAUCAAAGAAGAAUGUGAGAAAUAUAGCCACAUAUGUGAAAGAUGAGGAAGAUGAAGAAGAGGAGGAAAGCGGAAAAGAAAAUGAUCUUGUUAAGCAAGAUACCUUAAUAUUAUCACAGAAUAAAGGCAAUCCAAAGUUAAAAAACUUAUAUAUUUGGCCGAAUAUUGUUAUAAGAAAAAUGACGGGUGGUUUAGAAGCGCACACGAACGGAUUCCGCUAUACUUCAGUUUGCGGCGAUAAAGUGGACAUUCUUUAUAAUAACAUUAAGAAUGCUUUCUUCCAGCCAUGCGAUGGUGAAGUGAUUAUACUACUUCAUUUCCAUUUAAAGCAUGCUAUUAUGUUUGGUAAAAAGAAACAUGUAGAUGUGCAAUUCUAUCAACAUAUGCAUGAUCGCGACGAUCUCGCAGCUGAACAGUCGGAACGAGAACUGAGACAUAAAUUAAACACCGCUUUUAGAAGCUUUUGUGAAAAAGUUGAAAGCGUGACAAAGCAAGAGAUAGAAUUUGAUACACCGUUUCGAGACUUGGGAUUUUUUGGUGCACCAUACAGGAGUACUGUCUUACUUCAACCAACUAGUGGAUGUUUGGUUAAUCUCACAGAACGGCCUCCAUUUGUCAUUACCUUGGAAGAUGUUGAAUUGGUUCAUUUUGAAAGAGUACAAUUUCACUUAAAAAACUUUGACUUGAUUUUCGUUUUCAAAGAUUAUCAUAGAAAGGUAGCGAAGGUAAACGCCAUUCCUAUGAACAUGUUGGAUCAUGUCAAGGAAUGGUUAAAGUCGUGUGACAUUCUAUAUUCGGAAGGUGUCCAUUUGAAUUGGACAAAGAUCAUGAAGACUAUAACAGAUGAUCCUGAAGGAUUCUUUGAUAGCGGAGGAUGGUCAUUCUUAAAUCCAGAAAGUGAUGCUGAAAAUGAUGAUAGUGAAGAAGAAGAGUUAGACAGGAUAUAA
Temnothorax curvispinosus is the source of this 2483-nucleotide messenger RNA. Its product is annotated as FACT complex subunit spt16-like. The transcript is spliced from 12 exons. Lineage: Eukaryota; Metazoa; Arthropoda; Insecta; Hymenoptera; Formicidae. Gene Ontology annotation, molecular function: nucleosome binding. Bases 276 to 2483 code for a protein of 735 amino acids. Gene Ontology annotation, cellular component: FACT complex. The record is from RefSeq and is a predicted model, not a curated record. Gene Ontology annotation, biological process: positive regulation of transcription elongation by RNA polymerase II; transcription elongation by RNA polymerase II.